Molecule: messenger RNA, 210 nt
Organism: Parnassius apollo (apollo)
Lineage: Eukaryota; Metazoa; Arthropoda; Insecta; Lepidoptera; Papilionidae
Source: the annotation of a GenBank genome assembly
AUGAAAUCCGAUGUUUCUUUAAUAUUUUUGUUAAUUUUCGGUCUCUUGAUUUUUCCCGCUGAAUGUACUCUCAAAAUUGGUACAAACGUGGACAUGCAGAAGAAGAAGUUGACACUUCGGUACAGUCUUCGCCCAACACUGUUCUGGAGUUCUUCUAACUGUCCUAUACUAAGUAAUACAAUGUCAAGUUUACAAUAUUUGUAUAAAUAA